Messenger RNA from Brassica napus (rape), 735 nucleotides. RefSeq names its product protein FATTY ACID EXPORT 7. The record is from RefSeq and is a predicted model, not a curated record. The transcript has 3 exons. NCBI's taxonomy places the organism in Eukaryota, Viridiplantae, Streptophyta, Magnoliopsida, Brassicales, Brassicaceae. The coding region runs from base 207 to 533 and encodes 108 amino acids. Gene Ontology annotation, cellular component: membrane.
GACCUACUCUGUUUCAAUGGGCUAGCUUCAAAAUCAGUUAGUAAGUUAGGCCCAUUUUUCAAAUAUUAGUAGUUUCUCGUCAGAUCCAGACGCCGCCAAAGACUGUAGUUGUUGGUAGAAAAGUCAAAGACCGCUUCCUUUUGACUCUUAGGCUCGUCUCCCUUUGCUUUUCCAAUCCAGAGAACACAGAGAAGAAGAAGAAGAAGAUGGAGUCAUCGAUGUCGCAGAAGUUCACUCUUGUUUAUGCUUCCCUCCUCGGAGUUGGUGGGUUGAUGGGUUACCUGAAACGCGGAAGCAAAAUCUCAGUAGUCGCAGGAGGAGGAUCAGCUGCACUGUUCUAUUAUGUAUACAAGGAGCUUCCAGAAAAUCCUGUUUUGGCAUCCUCCAUCGGUAUAGUGGGGUCGGCAGCGUUGACAGGGAUGAUGGGAUCGCGUUACCUAAGGACGAGGAAAGUGGUCCCGGCGGGAGUUGUAUCGAUGGUGUCACUCGUGAUGACUGGGGCUUACUUGCACGGCCUUAUUCGUUCAAGUUAAAGCCUCUCUGCUACGUUCGGUUUCCCAAUAGGGUUUGGGCGAGCAUUUCAUAUUCUGAAAGUUGUUGAACAAUGUGCUUUGUGAUGAUGUUUAUCUACCUUCUUCCUUAUCCAUAUAUAGACUCCCAGAAGGAAUAUGACUAAUGGAAUAACUAUAAUUGAAGAAUCCGGAUCAUAUAUAAACGGACUUCUGUGAUGAAAAA